Messenger RNA from Closterium sp. NIES-67, 2818 nucleotides. Lineage: Eukaryota; Viridiplantae; Streptophyta; Zygnematophyceae; Desmidiales; Closteriaceae. The record is from the annotation of a GenBank genome assembly.
CUGGUUUGUGCCAACCGGCUCCGCAUUUCCCGCUGCCGCUGCCUCCCAGUCGCGCCACUUGAACCCACCUCGUUGUCAUAGAGUAACCCGGCGUGUCCCGCGGUCCCGACUGGAAAGUGACUCUCUCACAGCCCGAAAUAGAAACUGUAGCUUCGCUCGUGGUGCGUCACUAAUGGUGUAUCGGUGCUCCAGUGGACGUCUCUACUUUGAGUACGGAACUUGGGCGUUGCCUCGACCGACGGUAUGAGCGCGAUUAUGGUCGCAGUUUCCUACACAGUUCCUACUUGCUCCCUGAUGCAGACCUCGAGACAAAACGCGUCAAUCUGAGGCUCGUCGCGGCGUGACUAGUAGCUGUUCUCGGGCACGCUCGGCCUUCGUGUCAAAUUUUAGACCUUUCGAGGGCUUAGUAGUGGUAAUAACGAGUAGCCGAUGAGCACCAAUAUCGAGCUCCUAGUCUAGCCGUACAAACGAGUAGCCUAGCCUGUGAGUAUGCCAGUAGCAUGUGAUAUCUAUGAGCUCCAACACGUAGGUAAUUCAAUUCGCAUGUGUAUUGCUACCGUAGCACCCAUGGCGAUUACGCCCUAAGAUCAGCUAAGUGAUUCUGCUGAAGCAGGCCGAUAACGCUUUAGCUUCGCGACACGUCCCUUCUACGUGAUUCGCCUGUCUUCCACUUCUUUUCGACCUGUAAACGAGACGUAUCAGUGGCGGACGGUUCUUUUGAGUCGACUCAAAAGACAUAUCAGUGGCAGACGGUUCGCGAUUGACGGACAGCGGACGGUUUGAGUGGCUGACGGAGAUCAUUACUGACGGAAAUUGUCUGACGGAAAUAGUAUUUUCCGCGGGAGCGAAAGCAGCGUUUGACACUGUUCCCGACGGAUUAUGGCGCCCCGAGACCUCCGCUCAUUCUCCCGUAAACUCUACCUUAUUUUCCUCCUGCUCUGCGUAUUUUGCGCCGCAUCUUCCGCUGGAGUUCCCGGAAAAGCGCCCGCAAGUGCUCCCGCCCCAUCUCCCAGCGACGAGAUAAUUCCAGAUGUCCCCGGUAUAGACUACUCCGUUAAUAUCACGCUUCCGGUCGUUUCAGGCACAUCAGGGGAUCCCGUGGGUCCUCCCAUUUGUUUUCGCCAAGGGCCGUCGCCGCACCCGGUUCCAAUCCCUUGUGGCGACAACCUCUCGCGAACAGUCGCGUCGCAAGGGGCGUCCCUCGCCAGCGUGCGAGUCGCAUCCAGCGGUGGUUCGAGUCGGCCCCUAACAGAGAGUUCCACGCCGAACCUCACUCCCGCUACUGAGCUCUUCGAUAUAUGCACUGGAGCAGGCUCCGCGUCAGUGACGCUGAACCCACGUUGGCGGAACAAGUGGCGAGGCUGGGGCACCUCCCUCUGCUGGCUAGGAAAUUUCGUGGGAGGCUUCCCUGAUGCCCACUUCAACCCUCUCAUGGACCUCCUAUUCUCCCCAUCUGGUCUAAACCUCAACAUAGUCCGCUACAACAUAGGAGGCGGCAACAACGCUACCAACAGCCCCCAGUUUCAAACCGACAAUCUCAAAUGGCGGGGCAUGCCGGGCUUCAAGGCCACGGAGACAGCGGCCUACGACUGGUCAGCGGAUGAUAGGCAGCGGAAAGUUUUGCUUGCUGCCCGGGCGCGGGGGGCAGACACGUUUGAAGCCUUUGCCAACAGCCCGCCCUGGUGGAUGACCGUAUCUGGGGAUGUUGCUGGGGCGGCCAAAUGGGGCGAGGGGAAUCUGAAGGAGGAGCACGAGGAUUCUUUUGCAGAUUUUCUGACGGAUGUGGUACAGAAAUUCGCUACAGAUAAAACCUGGGGCAAGGGUAUUGUAUUUGAGACCGUGGAGCCUUUCAAUGAGGCUUUGGAGGGGUGGUGGAGGAAAGGGGGAGGGCAGGAAGGGUGUAACAUCGGCAUUGAUCAGAUGAGGCGCGUUCUACAGAAGACCCAAGCUGCUCUUCAAAGGAAGCAGCUUAAAACGAAGAUUGCUGCUGUGGACAGCUUUGUGGAGCGCACUCCGCAAACCGUUUCGGCGUUGGACUCGUAUGUAAGCCGCUACAACGUGCAUGGUUACAUGAGCCUGGCGAAAAACGGGUCGGAUCCGGUCGCGUGGACGAGCAAAACCUUUCGCGAUAUGAAAGUGGCAGCAAAGGGGGUGACAAAGCCGGUGUGGAUUUCGGAAUGGGGGCCUCUGAGUCGAGACGGGGAUGAUAUGGGCGUGGCACUGUACAUGGCAAGAUCCAUUAUUGCGUCGCUAAACAUUUUAGAAGCUUCUGGGUGGGUGUAUUGGCAAGCGAUGGACCCGUCAUCGACCUGGGGGCUGAUCAAUAUUGACUGGUCGAAAACGCCGGACUCGUCUACAGUGUACACUCCGCCGACGGUCUCCAAGAAGUUUUGGAUCAUGAAGCAUUUUACGAGUCUUGCUCCUCCAGGCAGCAGGAGGCUGGUGCUCAACAAGGUGGCGUGUAACUACGGGAUUGCAGCUUUCUACAUGCCUAAAAAGAGGCUGAUCAGCGUGUUUGUGGUGAAUCAGAAGGCAACUUCGAGGAAGGUGAAGAUUUUCCUCACUUUGUGGUUUCAGAAGAAUGUCGGUGGCACGUCGAAGGUGCUCUCGUGGAGGACGUCUUACUCAGAGGACUUCGUACAAGUCGACUACAAAGGACUACCUAUACGUUUCCAAAUCCCUGGUAGGUCUUUCGCCUCAUUUGCAAUCACUCAUGUGAGGCCCCUAAUGAAUAUCAAUCUGCCAUGAUAGAUGCCUUCGUGAUUUGGCAAGGAGGUUUUUUGUAUGUAAUUGUUUGUUUUGAUUUUAGUGGAUUGAG